CUCCCCCUGUCCUUGACACUCGGCCUUGGCACCGAGGGCCGCGCGCCGCACUCAACUUCUCAGCGACUAGCUCCUAGCUCCUGGCUUCUGGCUCCUGGCUCCUGCCUCCCUUUCACAUCACACUCCUGCCUUCUGUCUCCACGCGCGUCCAACCGCCGCGCUUCCUUCCGUGGCCCCGUUCCCUCCACAUCGCCCCUCCUCCUCGGACGUUCGACUUACCCGCGCGGCGGGCCUGCAAUGUCGCCGCCUUCGCUCGGCGAGCCCUCGUCGCUCAUCUCCUAUCUCCCCUGUCCGCUUCUGCCUUGCUCCCCCUCCUCCUCCUCCUCCUCCUCCUCCGUGGUCUCCUCGCCCAUCACGCUCCUCGUGCCGCCAGCGACGCUGCCGCUUCUCUUUGCGCAUCGCCAGUGGCGCGCCGGGCUGCUUCUCUCCGACUUCCUCCUGCACUCCGCCUCUUCCUCGAUCGUCGGCGACAAGCGCGUGCUAGAGCUCGGCGCCGGCACGGGCCUGCCGUCCAUCUGUGCCGCGCGCGCCGGCGCCGCGAGCGUCGUGUGCACCGACUAUGCCGAGUGCGGCCUGGUGGCGCGGCUGCGGGAGAAUGUGGCUCGCAACGCCGCCGCCACCGCCAUAGGCACGAGAGUGAGCGUGGCGGGCCAUACGUGGGGCAAGGGCAUCGACGAUCUGCUCGAUCUGCUGCCCGCAUCGCAGGGCAGAGCCGAGGGCGCAGAUGUAGUUCUACUCGCCGACUGUCUCUGGGAUCCCCUCUCGCACGACGCCCUCCUCAAGACUCUCCUCGCCACGCUCUGCCGCUCGCGCGCCGCGCGCAUCUACGUAGUGUCGGGCCUGCACACGGGCAGGCAAGUGCUGCGCGCCUUUCAACGCAAGGCGUGGCGCGCCGGCCUCGAGCUCAAGCACAUGGAUGAGGGGCCUUGGCCGCCGCUGCCGCCGCAGAAGGAAGAAGAACAAGCAGCGCAGGUUGAGGCAGAGGAGGCAGAGGUGCAAAGAAGGCGCGAGUGCAUGCUGGAGCUGCGUCUGGCGCCCGACGACGACGACGACGACGACGACGACGACGACGACGACGGCGUCGGCGUCGGCGUCGUCGUCAACAGCGCCGCCUCUGCCGCAUUGCUUCCGCCUCCGCCUCCGACGCACGCUCCGAGCGCAGGCGCGGCUGCGACUGCCGCAGCAGCAGCGCACGCGCGUGCGAUCCGCGCACAUUCGCCGCGCCUCGCGGGCGCGCGCAGGCCGUGGCAGGAUGCCGAACGGGCAGAGGAGCGCAAGGAGGUGGGCGGCGUCAGGCAGAGGAACGCCUGGAUUACGGUGUGGUGUUUGGGAUGGAAGGCGGACGAGGUGGAAUGAUAGCGGUGAGCCU
Molecule: messenger RNA, 1369 nt
Organism: Tilletiopsis washingtonensis
Lineage: Eukaryota; Fungi; Basidiomycota; Exobasidiomycetes; Entylomatales
Exons: 2
Coding region: 238-1356 (372 amino acids)
Biological process (GO): peptidyl-lysine dimethylation
Molecular function (GO): protein-lysine N-methyltransferase activity
Source: RefSeq, a predicted model, not a curated record